Colletotrichum chrysophilum is the source of this 762-nucleotide messenger RNA. RefSeq lists its product as uncharacterized. The transcript is spliced from 2 exons. The coding region runs from base 1 to 762 and encodes 253 amino acids. NCBI's taxonomy places the organism in Eukaryota, Fungi, Ascomycota, Sordariomycetes, Glomerellales, Glomerellaceae. The record is from RefSeq and is a predicted model, not a curated record.
AUGUCGAAGCCUACAGUCAUCCUCGUCCAUGGAGCCUGGCACUCCCCUGCUCACUAUCGGGAGUUCCUAGAUAUCCUCGAGAAGAAAGGAUACCCGUGCGUCUGUCCGAGCUUGCCGUCUGGCGGCAACCCCUCUCCGGAAAACCCGCCAGAUGCAGAUGUUCGGUGUAUCAGGGAGACGAUCCAAGAAUUGGCGGACCAGGGAAAGGAGAUCAUUGGCAUCGCACACUCAUACGGCGGCAUCAUUGCCACUGAGGCAUUCGCCGGGUUUGGCGUCAAGACUCGAGCAGCCGAGGGCAAGGCUGGCGGCGUGAAGUGGCUCGUGUACUGCUGUGCCUUUAUCAUGGAGGGGAAUGAGACCAUGUAUGACAUAGCUCCGCCAGAGUUGCUGCCGUGGCAGACUGUCGAGGGGAGUUUGAUAUGCUUCACCCAAGGUUAUGACAUGGGCGCUCUCUUCUACUCGGAUUUGUCGCAGGAAGACCAGCAGAAAUGGGCAGGCUUGAUGACGCGCUUCCCCAAAGCGUGCGCAAACUACGCCACCAAAAGGAAGGCUUACGAAGGCAUUGACACAACGUACAUCUACUGCGAAGAGGAUGCUUUGUUUUCUGUGGUCGCACAGAGGAUCUUGGUGGGCAGAGUGAGAGAGCGUGGCUUCGAGAUUAAAGAGGAAAGUUUACCGGCAGGGCACUUUCCGAUGUUGAGCAUGCCAGAUAAACUGGCGGAGAUCAUCUUCAACCUACCUCUUCGAGGGUCGAAGCUAUGA